UUAAAUUAUACUAUUUUAUUUUUAUUUUCGCGAGUUAAGUAAUCAGUCGAGUAAUGACCCACCGUUUAAACUCUCUCCUGUCUUGGAAUGUCUAAGCUGAAUUACCAUAAUUUCUGUAAAAGUUUACAUUAAUAUAAAAAAAGUUAUGUCGAAUCAUCACACUGCAAAACGUCCUCGACAUGCUCACAACUGCGUUAACGAAGAUCGGAUUAUUGCUGAGGUAAAAAAAGACCUUCAAAAAAGUAUUCGUCGAAUCGCAAGGCAGUUUGAUUUAUCACUCGAUACAAUCCAACGAACAUUGUGGUCGGAAAGUUACCAUUCGUAUCAAUACAACCGUACUCAUACGUUGACUCCUCAAGAUCUUCAAUCUCGUUUGAAUUUCUGCAAUUGGGUUCUGACUCGUGCACGAAAUCAUAAUUUCUUGAGGAACAUCCUGUUCACAGGCGAAUGCACGUUCGCAAGAAGCAGCUGCCGGAACUCAUACAACUUGUCUUAUUAUGCAUAUAAAAAUACAUUCUCGGCAACUGUACAGAAUUCUCAGGAUAGAUUUUUAUUAAAUUUGUGGGUCGGAAUUAUUGGUGAUCGCUUGGUUGGGCCUUUCCAAUUCGAUGGAAAUUUAACUGGUGAAUUAUAUGCUACGUUUCUGAAUCAAUGUUUGCAUCCGCUAUGUUUGAGGGCGGGGAUAAAUCGAGCGGAGCUCAAUAGAAUAUGGUACCAACAUAAUAGACAUCCAGCUCAUACUAGCUUAGUAGCUAAAAGCUGGUUGCGCCAGAAUUUUAGAGGAAGGUUUAUUGGUAAAAGCGGAUCGAAGAAGUGGCCUGCUCGAUCGCCUGAUCUGAAUCCUGUAGAUUUUUUCUUAUGGGAUUUUGUGAAGUCUGUCGUAUAUAGAGAGUUUGUCAAUAGUCUGCAAGAACUAGAACAACGGAUACAAGAUGCCAUAAGACAAAUAACACCUGAGAUGUUGCAAAGUUGUACUCAAAGUCUAGUUCGUCGAGCAGAAUGUUGCGUUCAAAUGAACGGUGGACUUUUUGAGCAUUUAAUUCAUUAGACAUUUCAUUUUUUCAUAUUAAU
Molecule: messenger RNA, 1071 nt
Organism: Chelonus insularis
Lineage: Eukaryota; Metazoa; Arthropoda; Insecta; Hymenoptera; Braconidae
Exons: 2
Coding region: 146-1048 (300 amino acids)
Molecular function (GO): nucleic acid binding
Source: RefSeq, a predicted model, not a curated record